Molecule: messenger RNA, 3955 nt
Organism: Branchiostoma belcheri (Belcher's lancelet)
Lineage: Eukaryota; Metazoa; Chordata; Leptocardii; Amphioxiformes; Branchiostomatidae
Product: cell migration-inducing and hyaluronan-binding protein-like
Exons: 24
Coding region: 90-3902 (1270 amino acids)
Source: RefSeq, a predicted model, not a curated record
GUCGCUCUAGUGAGGAUAUAUCUCACAAAAGGGGGAACGUUUGCUCCAAGUGUCUCGUUGGGAGAGACGAGUGAUACACUUGACCUGAGAUGUCAACCAGCGUCUUUACAGUCGUGCUGCUGGGCCUUCUGAAGGCGGUGAUAUCGCAGAGCACAGGAUGCCCGGAUGCUGACCCAACCUUGACCCCAUGGAACCCUGGGCAUGACCGUAACGCGCGGGUGGUUGUGGGUAGAGGACAGAACUACCUGCUCCAAUCAUCUGCCACGUUUUACACACUGGAGGUCAAGGACGGAGGACGAGUUGUAUUUGCUGACUUGGGACCAACAAGCGAUACAGAAAUAGUCCUGAGAACACGUGAGGUACUCGUGGGGAACGAUGGCGAGUUCCACAUCGGCAGUGAGACCUGCCCGUACCAGGGGAAGGCCACGGUGUCCCUGUACGGCCGCAAGGACGACCAGAAGAACAGCAAACAGGUCCUGGUCAGUGCAGGUGGGACAUUGGAGAUCCACGGACAACACAAGCUGGCGUGGACACAGCUCACACAGACAGUUCCGGCAGGAGGCCUGCCUAAGGGUACCUAUGCAUGGGAUGCGUCUACCAUGGGAGGUGGCCGCGGAAUGCACGUGCACGUCAUCGAUGAAAUAUCAGGGGCACUGGUGGACUGGCAAACCUUCGACACGUACGUCAGCGAAGCCAACAGCCGACGUCUGGCCGACUUCAUCGACCAAAUACCGUCUGGAAAAAUCGUGGCUCUAACAACCCAAGAUGAGGCCUCUCGAAAACUGGAGACAACCGCCCGACAGAAGAUCAGGGAGCUGGGAAGCGUUGAAGUGGGCUCAUUGGGACACAGGCAGCCUUGGGUGUUUGUUGGAGUGAAGGGAGACCCUAGUCGUGCUGUUGAGCAGAGAAUCCCAUAUGUCAACAAACAGUCCACCGGCACCGCUUCCAUCACAGGCAACUUUGAUGCCUUCUUCGGCUCCUUCGAUGUCACUACCACAAGCGAAUGGCUGGGAGGACGAUCCUCUUUCACCUUUUCGGUGGAGGGCGGAGGUGGUGAGUACAUCAUCAACCUGAAGGAUGACGUGAGUUCCUGGCAGCCUGGGGACCACAUCGUGCUGGCCAGCACGGACUACAACAUGGAGCAGGCAGAGGAGUUCCAGCUGCUGCCGUGUCAGGAGUGCUCGGACCACCAGGUCAAAAUCAGCGGACAAAUCAAGUACACACAUUUCGGUGAGAUCUCGGAUGACGUAGACAUGAGGGGAGAGGUUGGUCUGCUGACCAGGAACAUCAAGUUCCAGGGGGAGGUAGAGGACAGCUGCUAUGGGGACAACUUCUGUCAGUUCUUCGACUAUGACACGUAUGGAGGCCAUGUCAAGGUUCUGCAAGGAUUCAAAAACGUGCAUCUGUCUGGCAUUGAGUUCACCAAAAUGGGCCAACAGGUCCAGGGCAGCUACCCUGUCCACUUUCACAUGGCCGGAGACGUGGACGAGGUCGGAGGCUACAGCCGCCCAACGUACGUCCGAGAGCUGUCCAUUCACCACUGCUUCUCCCGCUGUGUGACCAUCCAUGGGACCAAUGGGCUGCUGGUCCAAGACACCGUUGGGUACGACACACUUGGCCACUGCUAUUUCAUCGAGGACGGCGUGGAGCAGCGUAACGUUCUGGACCACAACUUGGGCCUGGUGACGCGGGCAGGCACGCUGCUGCCCACCGACAGGGACGACAACAUGUGCCGGAGCAUGAGGGACGCGGUCUACGGGGACUACGUUCCGGAGUUAGCCGACUGUCGGGCGGUGACCACUUUCUGGAUCGCGCAUCCGAAUAACGUCCUCACCAACAACGCAGCCGCCGGAUCUUUGCAUACAGGAAUCUGGUAUAUCUUCCACCGUGAGCCGACCGGCCCUUCGGCGGGCGCCCUUCCUAAGUUUCAAGCAGAACGGUCACCCUUAGGACGGUUCUACAACAACAGAGUGCACUCCAAUGGAAUAGACGGAUUUAUGAUUGACGAGGGAGUGAAGACUUCACAGGCAUCAGCAAAUGCACCAGAGGAGUUUCUAUCCCGAACCGGUGGACGGUACAAGCCUCACCAGAACUCCGACCUCUCCCAGCCACGCGUGCCAGCAAUGAUCGAGGGUCUCAUCGCCUUCAAGAACUGGGAUCAGGGAGCCUGGGUCCGAGGGGGCGACAUCUGGUUCAACAAAUGCGCCUUUGUGGACAACGGAAAGGGACUGACAAUGGCCAGUGAAGGCACGUUCCCUAACGAUGUAGGGUCGAGCCAGCAAGUCCGGAACAGCAUCUUUAUCGGGGAGAGUGAGAACGUGGGCACGGCCAGCGGGUCCAGCGUCUGGGGCAUGGGAGGCGUCAAACCGGUCGCGAGGAGCCUGCCUCACGCCACAACCUUCCCGAUACGAGGACUAGAAAUCUACGACGGCCCCACCAUAGCCGAAAGCUGCACCUUCAAAAAGUUCGCCUCGGCCCCGGAGUAUGACCGCUGGAGCAGCGCGAUCGGAUACCUCCUGGGAAACAACUGGCAAAUGACACCAAACAACAACGUCACGGGGGCAAAGUUUGAGGAUGUCCAGACUCGCGUGUUUCAUGGAGGUAAGAACCUGCCCUGGUUUGGUACGUAUGAGAAGGACGGAGAUAAGGAACAGAUCACGCACGACAUGGACGGCAGUAUCACGGGCUAUCCCGACACCUACAUAGUCGGGCAGGACAACUACCUGGUCAGGAACCCGGGAUGUCUGGCGAAGCCGGAGUGGCGAGCCUUCGUCUGCAGCGGCAAGUAUGCGCAGCUGUAUAUCAGGGCCAAGCACCCAAACACCCUCCGGAUGUCUCUGGUCCGUGACGAGUAUCCUGACCAGCCGCUGACACUGAAGGGGCCCCUGAAGCAGGGUCCUAACGGUUUCCAACAGUACCAGCCCACGGUUAUGCUGGAGAAGUCCUACACCGUCCACUGGAAUGGGCGGGCUCCGGAACAAGUCACCGUCUACCCCAUCAACUUCAACAGUGGACACUGGCUCCGGCUAGGUCUCUGCUACCCGCGGGGAACCAUCUUCCGGGUGCAGUACCAGCUGGAGAGGCGCUUCCCGUACCGCAUCAUGCACGACGAGGAGAUCCACCCCGUCUCCAGCCUGGCCGCUGUGGAGCGGGGAGACGGAAAGAUGUUCUACUUUGAGGAAAGCACUGGUCUGUUCUUCCUGAAAGUCCACGCUAACUACGAUCGGGAAGGCCACGACUACUGUUCACACAUGGGCUGUGAGAGGAUCAUCAUCACGGCCACCAUGACAAGUGACGCGGUCAGCGACUGUACAGCAGCCGCUUAUCCCAAGUACAGCCUGACGCCGACAGAGACUGUCCCCAUGCCGAACUUCCUGAGUCUGGUCAACGACUGUACAGGAUGUGGUGCUCCGGAGCCAAUCGUCAGUGACGGCAACCUGAAAUAUCUGGAAGUGUCCGUUCAGUCUUCAGGCCAUGCGGAACUACAGCUGCUUCACAGGCCCUUUAUAGAGAUAGAUGGAGUCCGGUACACGGCUCACCAACGUGGUUACUUCGUCAUGAGUGUUGACGCCCUCACCGGUGUCGUGACGCACCGUAUGACGUUCGACACCUACGGACAACCUGAAGCUGAUGCCGCCAUGGCGAGCUUCAUUCGAACCGUUAUCCCACAGAACUCCAUCGUCCUUGUGUCGGUACGUGACGCAGCACACACGCAUGCCUCGGAGUGUCUGACCGCGCUGAAGGAGAUCGGAGCUCAGGAGCCCGUUCAGACCGUGUUCAGAGGCAAUUUCGCCAUGGUUGGGUUCAAGGGCACCGUGUGGCCCACCUGGGUCCAGCAAGUCAACCUGCCGUCCGGUCAGGGUCCGGCACAGAUCUACACCAAGAUCCCGCUCAUGGGCUGAGUCAUGGUCUGAUGAAGGACGCGAGUCUUUCGAAAUCACCAAUAAAUAGUUAA